Molecule: messenger RNA, 585 nt
Organism: Parnassius apollo (apollo)
Lineage: Eukaryota; Metazoa; Arthropoda; Insecta; Lepidoptera; Papilionidae
Source: the annotation of a GenBank genome assembly
AUGUACCUGGAUGUUCAAGACAGAAAUUUUCAGAAGAAAAAGCUGUACAAUGUGAUAACAAAUAAAGACUAUUCUAAUGUACAGAGCAUUAUAGAUUGUUUUGAGAUAGAAAUAGAAAAACCAAACAAACCUGUAGAACAAUCAGCUACAUGGUUGCAGUACAAAAACUGCAACACCAUAAAAUAUUUAAUAAGUGCCAAUCCUGAUGGUUUCAUAACCUUUAUAUCUAAAGGAUAUACUGGGAGAAUCACAGAUGUUAAAUUAGUAGAGAAAAGUGGUUUCCUCGACAUUGUUAAGCCAAACUCAGUUGUUUUAGCUGAUAGAGGUUUCAAACAUCUUGAAAGUAGUCGUCGUCCACCUUCUGUAUCAGCUAAUAAAAAGAUGACCAAAAUGGAGGCUAUUGAAUCCAAAGUGAUAGCUAGCCUGCGAAUACAUAUAGAAAGAGUGAUACAAAGAGUGAGAUUGUACAAGUUUUUGAAGCCUCAUUCAACUAUAAAUAAUAAAUUGGUCAACUGUGUGGAUGAUGCAGUUGUUGUGAAUUGUGGGCUGAUAAACUUGCAAUCACCCAUAAAAAAGAAUUUUUAA